CGGGGUCCUUACAGAGGAUGCAGGUUAAAGCGCUGAGCCGCAUUUUCUAAUGCUUUAUUUACAAGGCGCACGAGCGCAUCGGUGACGGAAGUGGUUUCCGUGUUUGUGUUUGUGUUUUGGUGUUUAUGAGGAUUUUAAAGAUGUAAAUAACUCACACACGAGUCACAACAAGCGAAACUGGCCCUGUCCCGCUUUAUCCACAACUGUCUUUAAUCAUCAUCAUCAUCAUCAUCUUCAUCAUCAUCUUCAUCUUCGGCCCAGUGCUGAGCGUCUCGGUGUCUGCUGCGUGAAAGGAGGUGGAACUGACUGUUCCGGUUGUUCCUGUUGAUCCUGAGUGUUCAGGAGUGUUCCGGUGUUUCCUGCGUGAUGGAUGGCGAGGCUCUGGUUCACAGCUGGCCGUGUUCCUACUACGUUAACGGCGAUAAGCGCUGGGCGAGCGGCCGUCUCACACUGACCCCGAGCGCCGUGCGCUUCAGCUCGUCGUCAGGCGGAGACGGAGGUGCGGUUCUGCUGCUCCCGCUGUCCCGCGUCACACACAUCAACACCGAGUCGUCCUGCUUCAUCUUCAGCGCCGUGACCCUGCAGGAGCGCGACGCCCACAAGCACUGGUUCUCCUCCCUGAAACCGAGCGCCAGCGCCGUGUUCCACGUCCUGCAGCACUUCUGGAGAGAGUCGCUCGCCCUGCACACACACUCCACACACACUCCGCUCAGCCGCGGCCAGAGACUCAUCAGCAUGGUGAGCGACGCCCAGCACACACUCUCACACACCGGCAGGGCGCUGAGUCAGCAGGGAGAACAGUUCCACCACAUGAUCCACCAGCUCGACAAGAUGGAGUCCGACCUGGGCGUGGCCGAUAAGUUGCUGUCGGAGCUGGAGUCUCCCGCGUGGUGGCCGUUCGGUAAGUUUCCCUGGAACAGGAAGUGCCACCCGGAACCGGGUAAAGGUGAAGCUAAAGCUCCGCCCACUGAAGGCUCCGCUAAAUCGUCUCGAGAGAUCCUGAGCGUGCCGGUUGUGUUUUACCGCGGCGGUGAUAUAAACGGCGCUGAUGUGAAUUCCGGCGCUCUGGUGUUGCUAGUCUCCUCCUUGGAGGUGCGCGACGCUAACAGCCGGCUCGUUCAUCGCUUCCACAAACAGGAAGUGGACGAGAUCCGUGUGCAUGGCGUUUGUGACAUCAGCGUGCGGCAGCGCCACAUCGGAAAACCAGACGUGUGUUUCAGGUUACUGUCAGCCAAGAUGGCGGAGGCGCUGUGCGUCCUCGAAGUGCAGUACAAGAAGAAGGUGGAGUUCGCCAGGGAUUACUCAGGGUUCCAGGCCACGCCCAGUGAUGACAUCACACCAGGGAGCACGGCGUUCUGGGGCGCAGGAGCGAGUUCAGACUCAGAUGUUCCUGUACAGCUUCCUGCAGGAGAUCUGACUCCAGUUCAGCUCCAUGUCCAGCAGAACACAGUGAGUCAGGAGGAGGCGCAGGAGCUCAAACAGAUGUUGCUGCAGCUGAAGUCUCUGGCUCUGGAGGCGGACAGUGAGCUGCAGCGUCAGGAUGAAGCUCUGGACGUGUUGAUGUCCUCCAGCGACCGCAGCACCGCCACCAUCGACACACACACACGCAGGAUCAGGAAACUGCUCUGACCUUCAUCACCAUCAUCAUCAUCACCUUCCUCAUCACCUUCAUCAUCAUCACUAACCAACAUGAGCACGUCCUCCAGGACGUCCUCCUGCAUGACUCAGUGUCUCCCCCUACAGGCAGUGAGGUGGACAGGUGAACUUCACAGACUGACCUCUGUAUACAGAGAUUUCCUGCACGUCUGCCAUGAAACACACACACUGACACACACACACACUGACACACACACACACCUGAUUCAUUUACAUAAUGAUGUGCAAUCUGUAUGUGCUGUACAUAUACUGUAUGAUGUUUUAAUCUUGUUUAAUCUUAUUUUUAUUUAUUUAUUUGUUGUCAGGAUAAUAAUAAACACACAGUAAGCAGUAAAGUAGCGCAGUAACACAUCAACCGCCAUCGCACAUAACGUGUAGGUCCUUAUCUAUAGCCUCUUCAUGGGGUGUGUGUGUGUGUGUGUGUGUGUGUUAAACAUCAUUUACAAACUGAAGUGAAGAAAAAAACAUGACAUUAAGUGGAACUAAUGAAGAGUUUAAUUACAGCAGGAGAGAGAGGAUCAUAAACACACAGGUGUAGAUGACAAAAGGUAUAAACGCUACCUGAACAAAGGACAUAGAACACUAAGAACUAGGAUUAGAGAGAAGGAAAAGAGGAGGUAGGGAAUGAGGAAACUGGGAAUCAUGUUUAAGAAAAACAGGUAAAGGGAAACAGGGAACAAGGGAGGGAACUGGA
Pangasianodon hypophthalmus (striped catfish) is the source of this 2350-nucleotide messenger RNA. RefSeq names its product synaptosome associated protein 47 (gene snap47). Gene Ontology annotation, cellular component: SNARE complex; plasma membrane. The record is from RefSeq and is a predicted model, not a curated record. Gene Ontology annotation, molecular function: SNAP receptor activity; syntaxin binding. Lineage: Eukaryota; Metazoa; Chordata; Actinopteri; Siluriformes; Pangasiidae. The transcript is spliced from 7 exons. Gene Ontology annotation, biological process: synaptic vesicle priming; exocytosis; synaptic vesicle fusion to presynaptic active zone membrane. The coding region runs from base 367 to 1629 and encodes 420 amino acids.